AGAAACACUGUUCUAACUGUAAGCUCUGGCCUUCUCUGUAGGAACUGAGUGGUCUGCUGUCUCUGUAAUUCCAACCUUCAGCCAUCUAUGUUGUUCUCUCUGUUUCCUCAGUGUUCUAUUGUUACGGUAAGUAACCCUCUCUGAAAAUUGUCGUGUGAGUGAGACACAGAGGGGCAGACGAAAUUCUCUCCGUUUUGAGUCAGUUAGAAUUUGUUUUGAUUUGAAUUGGGCUCGUUUUUCGCCAGUUACGUCGCCAUGGUUACUCGAAAUGCAAACAAAAGUAACAGCACCCCUCACGUGAGGAGGCGCGCGGCGGACGAGCCGCAUUGACGGUGAAAGGAAGCGGCAGUUAUUUUGAGGUGGAGAAUGUGCCUUCCAUGCAUUGCUAUGGCAGGCCCCAAUAACUAACUCGGCUAAAGGAAAAGAUGUGGCUUACGUGCACAUAUAAGGACGCCUGUUCAGUGAGACGAGGGGAAGCUGGACUCUCAGGCACAUGUUCGGUCACUUUCAGGUCAGAAAAGCAACGCAGCUCCGUUAAUCUAUCUGAACCAAGAUCACAGAAAACGCGAAUACCAUUGGGAGUGACAAUGAGCACCAAGGAAGAGAACACAGUCAAAGGGAUGACGGAUUCUUCCAUCUGCCUCCUCCCCGAGAAGCACUUUUUGUGCCUUCUCUGCAGAGACAUCUUCACCAACCCAGCAACCAUCCCAUGUGGACACAGCUUCUGCUUGUCUUGUCUGAGCCAGUUCUGGACUCAUCGCCAAUCCAAAUACUGUCCUGACUGUAGAAGAUUGUUUGCCAAAACGCCUGACCUCAGUGUCAACCAUAUUUUGGCAGAUAUUUCCGAAAAUUAUAGAACAGCACGACCUCAGAAACCACCGGAAGAAGAGAAGGUAAUAGACGUCAAACAAAUGAUCAAGGACAGGCUGCAGAAGAUAGAGAGGCUAAAAUAUUCUCUGGAUGUCCAAAAGAGUUCUUACCUGCGUGAGGUGCGCGAGAGUCAAAAGGUCUUCUCAGCCCUGGUGCGUGCUAUGGAGGAGACUCAUAAAGCUGUUGUCUCUGCAAUUGAAGACAAACAAAAGGAACAAGAGCAAAGAGUGCAAGCACUGAUAAAAGACAUCAAGGAAGAGAUUGAGCAGCUGAGGAACCACAUGAAUCAACCUGAUCCUCAGGCUUUUGACCAAAAUGACGACAUGAAGCAGGUUGUCUUACCCACUGACAUGAAGGACUGGUCCAAGGUCAGCAUUGAAACAGAUCCUUGUGUUGGAGUCACGAGAAGAGCAAUGUCAGACAUCUUGGAAAAAAUUAAAUUAGAAGUCAACAGACUUUCCAAAGCUGAACUAAGAAGACUUGAGAAGUACACAGUGGAGGUGACCCUAAGCGGAAAGACGGCCCACCCUUUCCUUUCCGUCUCAGAUGACCGGAAACGAGUGAGGCACACCGACAAGCUUCAGGAGGUCCCAGAUCAUCCCACACGCUUUGACCGCGUGGCCAACGUACUGGGCAAGGAUGGCUUCAGCAGUGGGAGGUGCUACUGGGAGGUGGAGGUUGGCGACAAGAUUGAGUGGAACCUGGGCGUUGCCAGGCAGUCCAUAAACAGGAAAGGCAAGUUCACUGUUUGCCCGGCCAAUGGUUUCUGGACUUUGAGCCUGAAGAGUGGAGGCCAGUAUGUUGCCAACACCUCACCGGUCACCUUUGUGGCUCUGGAGCAGCGGCCUAGAACUGUGGCAGUGUUUCUGGAUUACUCCGAAGGCCGUGUGUCCUUCUACUGCGCCGAAUCAGGAGUGCACAUUUACACCUUCGUGGAUAGGUUUAAAGACCGGCUUCACCCAAUUUUCAGUCCUGGACGUCUGCAUGGCGGCAAGAACGCAGCCCCACUGAUCAUCACUUCAAGCUUCUGCAGCAUUUGAGCAUCUGUGUUUGACGUUCCCUCUUAGUAUUUAUCUGAUUCUGUCUAAUUUAUUAAAUGAGAUGUAUAUUGUGUACAAUCUUCAAUAAACCACAUAUUAUUCUACGCAAAUAACUGA
This is a messenger RNA of Poecilia latipinna (sailfin molly), 2027 nucleotides long. RefSeq names its product bloodthirsty-related gene family, member 2 (gene btr02). Gene Ontology annotation, molecular function: protein binding. The record is from RefSeq and is a predicted model, not a curated record. Lineage: Eukaryota; Metazoa; Chordata; Actinopteri; Cyprinodontiformes; Poeciliidae. Bases 426 to 1910 code for a protein of 494 amino acids. The transcript is spliced from 8 exons.